Molecule: messenger RNA, 2757 nt
Organism: Eucalyptus grandis
Lineage: Eukaryota; Viridiplantae; Streptophyta; Magnoliopsida; Myrtales; Myrtaceae
Product: putative leucine-rich repeat receptor-like serine/threonine-protein kinase At2g19230
Exons: 13
Coding region: 26-2626 (866 amino acids)
Biological process (GO): protein phosphorylation
Molecular function (GO): protein binding; ATP binding; protein kinase activity
Source: RefSeq, a predicted model, not a curated record
ACCAUCUCCACUGUUCUCUAUCAUAAUGGGAAGAUUGACUCCAGCUUUCUCGUUUUCUUUGCUUGCUUCUUUAGCUUUAGGAUUCGUCCUUGUGGUUCAAGCCCAACAAAAUCCAGGUUUUAUCAGCAUUGAUUGUGGGGCAACUAAUGCAUAUAUUGAAGAGGAAAACAACAUAGCAUACCAAACAGAUGAAGGUUUCAUAGACUCUGGAAAGAACAUGCAGAUAUCCACGGAGGUCAUAUAUCAAAGAAGUCUACAGUUGGCGAAAAAUUUAAGGAGUUUUCCCAACGGAACAAGGAACUGUUACACUUUAAGACCAGAUCGAGGCAAGAACAACACCUAUCUCAUUAGGGCAUCAUUUUGGUAUGGGAACUAUGAUGGGAAGAAUCAGACUCCAACAUUUGACCUAUACAUUGAUGCUAAUCAUUGGUUCACGGUGUGGUCUUCGAUUUAUUUCUAUGAAGAAAUGAUGUACGUGUCCCAGGCAGAUGAUAUACAAGUGUGCCUUGUGAACACUGGUAAUGGAGUGCCCUUCAUUUCGGCGUUGGAACUAAGAACUCUUGAUGAUGACAUCUAUCGAUUGGGAUCUGGAUUCUUACAAGCCCAUUGGCGGUACGACAUUGGACUAAGCUCGAAGACUUACAUCAGGUACCCUAUCGAUGUUUACGAUCGAAUCUGGACAGCUCAAAACUAUAAUUGGUCCAUACUCAACACCACGUCUGCCAUUGAUUUAUCUGAGGAUAAUGAUGCGUAUAAGUACAAUGUUCCUGGGGAAGUUCUUCGGACUGCUCAGAGAUCAAUGAAUGCCAGUCUUCCCAUGGAUUUACAUUGGACACCUUCGAUCUCGUUAUCCACAAAGAAAUGGAUUGUGUACUUUUAUUUCGUGGAAAUUGAGAGACUGACGAGUGGCGUGCAGAGGGAGUUCGUGAUUUCUAUAAAUGAUCAUCAAUUCACGAAGACGGUGAACCUUGAAUACUUGAAGCCAGUGGUUGUGGUUUCCACUCCAGUUAGCGGGUCGUUCAUCACCUUCUCAAUUGAAUCGACGAAUAAGUCUGGAUAUCCACCGAUCCUCAAUGCUGUAGAGUUCUAUACUGUUGGUGAUCUUCCAUACGUGCCCACAGCACAAGAUGAUGUAAAAGCUAUCAAUCACAUCAAGGCAACGUAUCGCAUUAAGAGAGAAAGCUGGCAAGGUGAUCCGUGCGUACCAAGCAAUUACACAUGGGAAGGUCUUAAUUGUAGCUAUGGAAAUCCUCCAAGGAUUAUAUCGCUGAGAUUGAGCUCAAGCAAUUUGAUGGGCGACAUAGUCUCAUCACUUUCACAUCUAUCAAGAUUGGAAUACUUAGAUUUGUCUAACAAUCAGCUUACGGGAGCAAUACCAGAAACUCUGGCAGAAUUAUCACAUCUUAGAUUUUUAAAUUUAAGUGGAAACAACCUAACUGGGUCAGUUCCUGAGGCUCUUAAGAAAAGGGUAGUGGACAAGACUUUAAACAUGAGUUUGACAGGAACUGCGACUCUUUGCCUAGCUGAUCCUUGCCCGCAGAAAAAGAAAAAACGUGACAUCCUCAUUCCAGUUGUUGCAUCAGUUUCAGGCUUCUUAGUAAUUCUCUUUGGUACUUUGGCUCUAGUUUGGUUAAGUAAACGUAAGCAAAUAGCAGAAUCUAGUAAAAGGACGCUGAGAUUAAAGAAUCGACCUUUUAAGUAUAGAGAGGUUUCAAGGAUCACUGGGAACUUUGGACAAGUGAUUGGUGAAGGUGGAUUUGGGAAGGUAUAUCUUGGUACUCAAGAUAACGGCACUGUAGUUGCGGUGAAGAUGCUCUCUGAAUCAUCAAAGCAAGGGUACAAGGAAUUUCAAGCAGAGGCACAGCUCUUAAUGAUUGUUCACCACGGAAACUUGGUUUCUCUGUUGGGAUAUUGCAAUGAUCCCAAACACAUGGCAUUAAUAUAUGAAUACAUGGCUAAUGGAAAUUUAAGGCAACAUUUAUUAGAGGACCAUCUGAAGGUCUUGACAUGGAGUAAGAGGCUACAAAUAGCUGUGGAUGUAGCACAAGGUUUGGAUUAUUUGCAUAACGGUUGCAAGCCGCCUAUCAUCCAUAGAGACUUGAAGACUACUAACAUCUUGUUGAACGAAGAUUUCCAAGCUAAAAUAGCUGAUUUUGGCUUGUCAAGAGUUUUCGCUACUGAAAACGACUUUUAUGUGUCAACUUGUCCUGCGGGCACUCCCGGCUACCUAGACCCCGAGUUUCAAUCUUCUGGAAACUUAAACAAGAAGAGUGAUGUUUACAGUUUCGGAAUCGUACUCUUUGAGCUGAUCACGGGCCGACCUCCAUUAAUGAGAAGCCGGGAUGGCAGCACCAGCAUGCACAUACUUCAAUGGCUUAUUCCUAUCAUUGAAAGAGGUGAUAUACAAAGCAUUAUGGAUCCAAGAUUGCAAGGAGAAUUCGACAUCAACUCGGCUUGGAAAGUAGUGGAGAUUGCUAUGUCUUGUACGCGACCGACAGCGAUCCAAAGGCUGGACAUAAAUCAUGUAUUGGCAGAGCUGAAGGAGUCUCUAGUGAGCAAAUCAAGUGGUUCUUUUGAAAUGACCUCCUUGGAGCUCCAUUCUGACAAUGUCCCUGGGGCAAGGUAGCAGAGGCUAGUUUCUUCUUAAGUAAAAGAUUAACUUUUGUUGGCAAAUUUUUACUAUAUUUUUGGGAUUGCAUCAUCCAUUUCCCUUUUCUUUUCUGUGAUCGAAUCUUCGAAUCUCGUUUUAUAACAAUG